Molecule: messenger RNA, 1009 nt
Organism: Phlebotomus papatasi
Lineage: Eukaryota; Metazoa; Arthropoda; Insecta; Diptera; Psychodidae
Product: troponin C-like
Exons: 6
Coding region: 432-887 (151 amino acids)
Molecular function (GO): calcium ion binding; enzyme regulator activity
Source: RefSeq, a predicted model, not a curated record
UGUGUUGUAAGUGAGAAUAAAAUGAUGGGAGAUAGAUUGAAUAGACAAUGUUUAUUGGUUAAAGAGGAGGCUUGAAAAAUGUAUGUUCUCAGCACGAUUUUCCGCCACGUGACCUUUUUCCUUUUUCAACAUUUUUUUUCUUGUUUUUAUUUAUUUUAUUUUCGUACAUAAUUAAACUUGACUUUGUUGGAGUGUUUGAGAGAGGCGCAGAUAGUUGUAUGAGGGGGUGUUUCCUCACCAUGAAAAUCUUGUAAAUAUACACAUCGGAAAACCACUGGAAUUUUAAUUCAUUAUAAAGAUUCAUGAAAAUAGCUAGACGAGCUCGUUCCCAACCCAAUUCACAUUAGUUUCAUUUGAACCGUCGUCGGUUAAGUUAGUAAAUUAAACCUUCUAUUAGGAUUUUUCAUUAAUUCGUACAAUAUUUUAGCAAAAUGGUUGACGCUUUGGAUACAGAGCAGGUGCAAUUAUUCCGCCGAGCAUUUUCCAUGUUCGAUUCGGGGAAAACGGGUCGUAUUGAGAAGGAGAAAGUUCGCACAAUCCUGAACACAUUAGGGCACACUUACGAUGAUACGGAACUUGAAAAUCUUCUUGUUGCCGAAGAUGCGGAAGGUUCAGGAAAAUUGGAUUUUGAUGCGUUUUGUCGAGUAGCUGGACGAUUUGCUGAAGAGGAUGACGAAGCUUUACAAAAAGAGCUGAAAGAAGCGUUUCGACUCUACGACAAAGAAGGAAAUGGAUACAUCCCAACAUCAUCUCUUCGUGAAAUUCUUGCUGCAUUGGAUGAUCAACUGACGAGUGAUCAGCUCAACGAGAUGAUUGCUGAAAUCGACACCGAUUCAUCCGGAACAGUAGAUUUUGAUGAAUUUAUGGAAAUGAUGACUGGAGAUUAAGUGGAAAUAAUAUUUUUUUUACCCAGAUUUUUAACAACACCGAAAUGUUUGGACUGCAAUAAAUUAAUGUCACGAGGGGAGAACAAAUUUUACAAAUAAAUCCUUUUCCAACACGUUGAAAA